Camelina sativa (false flax) is the source of this 1816-nucleotide messenger RNA. NCBI's taxonomy places the organism in Eukaryota, Viridiplantae, Streptophyta, Magnoliopsida, Brassicales, Brassicaceae. The record is from RefSeq and is a predicted model, not a curated record.
UGCAGCAGACUAUCCUACUAUAACCUAAAUAGAGCUAUUUCAGACAUAUUUAACGCCUAUAUGAAUUAAGACCCAGAGAAACGAAAACGAAAGCACAUGACCAGAGAGCAAAAAGCUGCAUCCCUAUGGUUUUGUCUCGUUUUGAGGAUCAAACGGUGCGUUUCAUAUUGAUAAGGUACUACUCAAUAUGUCUCGUCUCUUUCUUUCCUUCUUGCCUUCUUGCCUUCAACACUCUGUCAUCCUCUUUCUUUGUUUUCUUUUGCUCUUUUAUUCUCUUAAAAACUCUGAUUUUGCAUUUACUAUUAUUCUCAUCCUUUGUAAUUGCCUUCAUCUUCUUUCUCCGUUACGUUCUCUCUGUACCAUAUCUCUAGCUAGCUAUAUCAUACAAUUAUGAACACGACUCGGAUUCUAAACACGACCCGACCCCUUUGGCCCGGUUUCUCUUCUUCCAAAUCUAUAUGCGGCGAUGCCAACUGCAUGGAGCAGCUUCUUCUCCACUGCGCAAACGCCAUCGAAUCAAACGACGCCACGUUGGCUCAACAGAUCAUUUGGGUCCUCAACAACCUCGCUUCACCAGACGGAGACUCUACUCAGAGACUCGCUUCCUCCUUCCUCCGCGCGUUGAUGUCACGCGCCGCCUCAAAAAUACCGUCGUUCGCUUUCCUUUCAGUCGCUGGUACCGCUGCUUCCGUCUCCCGGAAAACGCUUCACCGCUUCUCCGUCAUAGAGCUAGCGCAAUUCGUAGACUUAACUCCGUGGCAUCGUUUCGGGUUCAUAGCCGCUAACGCCGCAAUCCUCGACGCCGUCGAAGGUUACUCCUCCGUUCACAUCGUUGACUUAAGUUUGACUCACUGCAUGCAAAUGCCUACUCUUAUAGACUCCAUGGCAAACAAACUACACAAACAACCCCUUCCACUUCUCAAACUCACCGUCAUCGUUUCCGACGACGAAUCUCAUCCGCCUCCAUUGCUCGGAAUCUCCUACGAAGAGCUUGGUUCGAAGCUAGUAAACUUCGCGACCACACGUAACAUAGCAAUGGAGUUUAGAAUCAUUUCUUCUUCUUACUCCGACGGUCUCUCCUCCCUUAUCGAACAACUACGAAACGACCCUUUCGUCUUUAACGAAGCUCUCGUUGUUAACUGCCACAUGAUGCUUCAUUACAUUCCCGACGAAAACUUAACUUCGAGUCCUACCCGAUCAGUUUUCUUGAAAGAGCUUCGAGACCUAAACCCAACGAUCGUAACCCUAAUCGACGAAGACGCGGAUUUCACGUCAACUAAUCUUAUCUCCAGGUUACGGUCUCUCUACAACUACAUGUGGAUUCCAUACGACACGGCCGACAUGUUUUUAACACGUGGCAGCGAGCAAAGACAGUGGUACGAGGCGGAUGUAAGUUGGAAGAUAGAUAACGUGAUAGCCAAGGAAGGUGCUGAGAGAGUGGAGAGAUUGGAACCGAAGAGCCGGUGGUUCGAGCGGAUGAGGGAAGCUAAGUUUGCCGGCGUUGGGUUCGGCGAGGAGGUGGCUACGGAGGCUAAAACAAUGCUGGAGGAACACGCCACCGGUUGGGGAAUGAAGAGAGAUGUUGACGAAGAUGAUGACGUGGAACGUUUUGUGCUGACGUGGAAGGGACAUAGUGUUGUGUUUGCUUCAGCUUGGGCACCAAUUUAAUGGCGUUGCUGAUAUUAUAUAGACCUUAAUUAAGGAUUAGUAGUAUUCAGUAACUUAAUUAGUAGUGUGUACUUGGUACUAUUGUAUUAAAAAGUGAAGGGCAAUUUAACCCGACCCGUAGACCGUAGUGUCUGAAUGGGUUGACUUU